Molecule: messenger RNA, 749 nt
Organism: Pocillopora verrucosa
Lineage: Eukaryota; Metazoa; Cnidaria; Anthozoa; Scleractinia; Pocilloporidae
Source: RefSeq, a predicted model, not a curated record
CUCAGGCUUGGACUGUUACAGAGUCACCUGGCAGACAUUUUUGCAAUUUCACAAAGUUCAGUUUCCAAGAUUUUUACAACUUGGAUUAAUCUUUUGUAUCAUGUAUUUAAGGAAGUUCUUAUAAUAUGGCCUGCAAAGGUUCAAAUUCAAAAGCACAUGCCUAAGAGCUUUAGUAGGUAUCCUCGGACCCGUGUAAUUAUUGACUGUACAGAGUUUUUUAUAGAGAAGUCCACUCAACCUUCAGCUCAGAAAAUUACUUGGAGUGAUUACAAGUCACAUAACACUUUCAAACUCUUGGUUGGUAUUUCACCCACUGGAGCCUUCACAUUUGUCUCUAAACUUUGGUCUGGUGGGGUCUCUGACCGAAAUAUAACUCAGAAAUCUGGACUGAUAGACAAGCUGGAACCUCUAGAUGAUGUGAUGGCUGAUAGAGGAUUCAAUAUUAGAGAUAUGGUCACAAAGAAAAAGGCCACAUUAAACAUUCCCCCCUUUGCAAAGGGGAAGUCCCUUUCAACAAAGGCAUGUACAAAAACCAGGAGAAUAGCUGCAGUUCGCAUACAUGUGGAAAGAGCAAUCCAGCGGCUCAAGUGUUUCCGAAUUUUACGUGGUGUGAUACCUAUCACCCUUGCUGCAGUUGCUGAUCAGACUGUGUUUGUAUGUGCAGCACUGUGUAACUUAAUGAAGCCUCUUGUUUCAAAGUAAAUGUCUAAAUAAUUUUCUUAUGUCUGUAUAAAUCAUAUGAUUUUUGA